AUGGCCCUUCCAUGGAGGCUUAGUGCACAUGUAUUUUUCUUUCUGAUCUUUGUACUCUGUGAUGCACAAAAUACCACUAUACAGAUCACAACUGAAGGCAACAACUCAACAGCAGUAAUUACUUCAGAAUCCACCCUACCAAAUACAGAAUCCACCCCUACAUCGCCAGUGACGUCGGACACUGUAACCACGCCCACGGACAGCACUGAAAAAGUAAACAGCAGUACAGUAGAACCAAACUCCACCGGAACUACAAGAACCAGUAUCAUGACGUCACAAACGACUACCGAGGAUUUCUCCACCCUACCGGCUAACCAGACCUCCACCCCCAAAACAACUAGAUCCCCGCCCGCUUCUACCCCUAAGCCUGGAUUUGAUGGUGCUUCGUUUGGGGGAGGGAUAGCUUUGGGUGUUGGGAUUGUGUUGUUCUUUAUAUUAGGAAGAAUGGUCUUUAUAAAACUUAAAACCAGAGUGACAGGACCUAAUUAUGAAGUGUUGUGAGCUUACUUUUUGGAUUCGUACUUUUAAUUGUGAUUGGUGUCAUUUUUCAUUAACUUAAUUUGUAUCUUAAUUAUCUGUAUCAUUCACAUAUUCUGUUUCUUGCAUACUCGAUUUUCAUAGAAGUUCCCAAUUCCUCUCAGUGC
Molecule: messenger RNA, 644 nt
Organism: Saccostrea echinata
Lineage: Eukaryota; Metazoa; Mollusca; Bivalvia; Ostreida; Ostreidae
Exons: 2
Coding region: 1-501 (166 amino acids)
Source: RefSeq, a predicted model, not a curated record